Molecule: messenger RNA, 339 nt
Organism: Plasmodium inui San Antonio 1
Lineage: Eukaryota; Apicomplexa; Aconoidasida; Haemosporida; Plasmodiidae
Product: signal recognition particle subunit SRP9
Exons: 4
Coding region: 1-339 (112 amino acids)
Biological process (GO): SRP-dependent cotranslational protein targeting to membrane
Cellular component (GO): signal recognition particle
Molecular function (GO): 7S RNA binding
Source: RefSeq, a predicted model, not a curated record
AUGAAAGUGCAGAAAUGUGAUGGUGCGCAAGGAGUGAGCCACACCGUGCAAACACAACUGCUAGACGAAAUUAGCAACGUCACGCACGCUGCAACUAAAACAAGAUACGUGAUAAAGUUGCAUAGGCCAACCGAGGCAAUUAUUUUGAAAGUCACGGAUAAUAAAAACAGCAUAAUGUAUCGAUUAAGCAAAAAUGACAACUUAAAGAGGAUAGAAGAAUUAAAUUCCCUUUUUCUGAUGUGGAGUUCCAGCGAAAACGCUAACGAGGCCUUCCCGCUCAAGCUUAGCAGAAGUGCCGAUAAAACUACCAGUGACCCCAAGGCAAAAAAGGGCACUUAG